UAUAUACCGCCUACCGCGUGCAGCAAAAGAACACGUUCACUGCGAGCCUUCUACGAAGCCAACUCUCAACUGCCGCCAGAGCAGCUUUGUAUUGUUUUCGCGACUACCUAUGUGUUCUUACACAUUCGUCUAGCCGUGUCGCGCGUGGCGCAGGCAGAGUGACUAGUUCUCCUGGCUCUGAGAAUACUUCAUCUUUUACCUGCCUGCUUCACGCCCAGUGUGCAUAUGUCACCAAGCCGGUGCACAGGGCUCGAUGCGACGGGACAGAGGGAUGCAGACCAGGCUCGCGGAAACCCGGGUAGCCAGCUUGUGUCGGACGCUCCUACAGCGUCCCUCGCAUGCUAACGAUGGAGAUGGCUUGAUUGAUGGCGACAGCUGCUGGAAAGCUCGCGGUGGCGCGAAUGGCGCGGAGUUGUGAUAUGUAUCUGCCGCUGCUUCUGCUAUGUGCGUGGUGUGCAUAUGGGCACGUAACCGCGUAUCGGGAGCUGCUUGACGACAUGCUUGGAGAGGGCGUCGCCGUGGACCGCGCCUGCCUGCGGAGCUCGCUUCCCGCACUGGCCGCCAGCUGUGACGCCACCUUCAACAGCACGGACUCCUCCCGGCUGCGGGUGGUGAUGUCCUCUCUCAUCCACGCAUGCACACGAUUCGAUGACGACGGGGGCUCCGUGCGGCGGCUGCGUGUGAUUGCGGGCGUGGCGCGGCUAUACCCGGAGCUGCAACGCCUGUCCACGCAGUUUAGCGCGGCCACGGGGAUCCCAAUCUACUUCAACUUCUCAACUCGCAUCGGCAGCAGCGGUGCGCUGAUUCGCUCCGCAAUGGCCAGGCCGCCCCCUGUGGUGGAUUCUGGUGACAACACGGCUGGCGGCGCGGACGCAUUCAUCACCACCACCUCGCUCUUGCCGAACCUGGACCAGGGCGGCAAGCUGCUGGACGUGAACGGGCUGGUGGGCGACGACGGGCAGCUGCGGUGGUACGAGAUCAACAAGGCGCUGAGGGAGCAGAUGGCGGUGUACGGUAACAAGGUCGUGGGCAUCCCCGUGACCACCAGCCCCGUGUUCCUGUUCUACCACAAGCCCGUGUUCGCGCGCGACAACCUGACAGUGCCCGUCACGUGGGAGCAGGUGCUCGCGCUGGCGGAGCGGUACAACGGAACAGACCUGAACGGCAACGGCGUGCCGGGCUACGGCAUGUGUAUGACCCCGCCCGACUGCUUUGUGGACGGAACCAUUCUGCAGUGGAUCCUGGGCAGCUUCGUGCAGACCCAAGGCUACUCACAGGGGCUGAUUCUUGAUCCAGAAACCCUGGCAGACCUUGCAAACAGCAGCGCCAUGGCCGAGGCGCUGACGAUUAUGAAACGGUUGCGGCGCGUCGGGCCCCUCUCUGGCAACUGCGCCGUGUUUGAGGACGAGGCGUACCUGGAGGGCCGCUGCCUGCUGUCCAUCACCACGCCCACCACCUUCAAGGCCGCCUACUCGCCCGAGAAGCCCGCCCGCUUCGCCGCCAUGCGCGGCCGCAUGGGCAUGGCGCCCUUCCCUGGAUCCACACGCGUGCUGGACCGGGCCAGCGGCAACCUCACAGACUGCGACGCGGCGCGCUGUCGCAUGGCACGUGUCAAGGCCCGUGACGCGUCUGGCAUCAAGCGGCCAGUCAACCAGCCCACGCCCUCCUCCAGUAUUGUGGUCCUCAUCAACGCCCAGACGCCAGUCAAGUACCAGUUUUACGCCUACUCGCUCUUCAGCUACCUGCUCAGCCCCAGUGUGCUGGGCAGUGACGACGUGCUGCUGGACCCGCGCCUGGAGACGGUGCCGUUUCGUGACACGGAUCUCACGCCGGACGCUGCCGCUUCGUGGGUGGCGCGUGGCUACGACCCAAGUGACGUGGACCAGUUCCUCAGCACACUGCGGACGGCGUUGAGCAACCCCAACCAGAACUUUGAGGCAAAAUUUCCGGGGAACGUCAAUAUCUCGGCACGGUGCACCGCCGCUGCCGUCGUGUACACCAACGCCACGCCAGGCUAUGUGGCGCCGCCGCUACCCGUGGUGCUUGGCAUGAUCGGUGCUGCCGUGGACGCCGUUGUCGAGGAGCAGGGCGGCGCGGCCGUGUUUGGCCCCCUGUAUCGCAGCUUGCUGAACUGGGGCCGCUCGCAGUACAGCACGGGCGAUGGUGACGAAAGAACAGGCGAUGCUGAGGGCGGCAGCGGCGGCGCUGCGGGCGGCGGCGGCAAGGGCAGCGGCCUCAGCAGCGAGGGGCGGCUGGUGCUGGCGAUCGCGAUGCCGUGCGGCGUGGGGCUUCUCGCGGUGGCCACGGCGGCAGUCCUGUGGAGGCGCAACCGGCGUCGUGCGGCAGCGUUGAGACGGGGACGCGGCGUGGUGGUGGCGCCGCCUGGUGCGGGCCCGGCCACGUCACUUCUGGUGACAGACAUCCAGAGCAGCACGGGCCUGUGGGAGCACCUGGACGCGGGCGUGAUGGACCGGGCGCUGUCCACACACCACGCCGUCAUGCGCAAGGCCAUCGCCGACUGGUCGGGUUACGAGUCGGCGACGGAGGGCGACAGUUUCAUUGUGGCGUUCAGGAGCGCCACGGACGCGCUCAUGUGCGCGCUGGCGGCGCAACAAGCCCUGCUUGACGCGGCCUGGCCCGAGGAGCUGCUGUCGGCUGAGCCGGGCCUGGUGCCGGGGCUGGAGGCGCCAGACGUGGACCCGCUGGCGCAAGUCGGGGCGGUGCCCGUCACCGCCAGCAGCAAGCAAACUGCUCGAAGCGGCCGGCUCGGGCUCACCCAGCGUGCGCCCACUUUGGCGGGCCGCUCCCGCAACGGAUCCAACCGAUCGUGGGGCCUGUUUGGCGGUCCAGCUCAGGCGUCGUACACGCCGCCACCGACCGCAUGGCUAGCAGGUUCUGGGGGCGGGGCGCUUGGCAGUGUGGCCCUCCCGGUACUACACGUGGGCAGUGCUGAUGAGGCGGCGGCGGCCGCGGUGACCGCGGCGGCCACGGCAGCAGACACGUCGCCAUGGCGUCAUUCUACCGGGGCACAUCGCAGGGCCCAGAGUGGCAGUGGUCACGGCGCCUCGCCCAAUCUGCACGCGUCUGAAGCGGACGAGGCUCGGACGUACGAGGAGGGGGCGACGGAGGACACCGAGCCCCACGCCACAGUGCCCGCCGCUGCGAGCGAAGGCGAUGAGGAAGGCACCGACGGCGCAGGGGGGCCCAGCAGUUCAGGUUGGGUUGGCCCGGAUUCAACUGGUACCAGCUGCUUUACGCCCAUCUCGAUAUCAGCUGCGGCAACGGCUGCGGCUGCGGUGGCAGCUCCUGCAGCUGCGGCUGCUUCAACGGUUACUGCGGCAGCGCUAGGAUCCAAGGGUGGCACGUCAGGUGCACAUGGCAGCGGCACGCAGCAGCACGCAGCAGCAGCGGCAUCUGCAGGCGCAGCAGGCCCGGGGACGCGGGUCAUGGAGUCCCCAUUCGAGCCUGCUGCGGGGCUCAUGGCCUACGGCGACGGGCUGCAAUCCGGCGGCACUGUGUUUGGGCGCGUGUCUUCUCGGAACACGCUGACAGGGCCGCUAAACGCCCCCGCGGUGCCCGCCACGGCACCGCUGGGCGCGGUGGUGCACAGCACAGCGGGCGGCACGGGUGGCCUGGGGAGCGGCCUGUUGAAAGCCUUUUCAAACAUCACCGCGGCCGUCGGCGGGAACAGCAGCGGCUUGCUUUGGCGACUGGCGUCGGCUGGUCCGUCGGCACGUGUGGGACCGCCAGGGGCUGUGGGCGGCGCCCAGGGCUGGGUCCGGCAUCAGAUCCACGCCUCUUGUAGCCAGCCAGCCGCCACUGGCCGUGUCAGUUGGAGCGGGGCUCUCGCGCAGGACGCUCAGCAGCAGCAGCAGCAGCAGCAGCAGGGCGGGACGCCGACCGCGUUUCGGUCUUCUGUGAGCCUGUCCGCCAACCAGAUGCUGCAGUGGUGGGGUCACCGCCUGACCAACGAGUCGGGCGGCGGCGGUUCUGAGCAAGUGCAUGCAUAUCAGUCGCUUGCGGUGAUGCUCUCAAGGUCCGUCCGCAUCAUCACGCGCCAGUCCGUCGCGGACCCGCAAGAGGCGAGCUCGGCUGUGCAGUCGCCGGGCGCCGCGCGCCGCGCGCACACGCCCACCCCGCCGCCAGACAGAGUUCGGACGUUGACCGGGGGCGGACGCCACAGCAACGACGGCAGCACCCCGGGAACUGGCACCGCCGCAACGGCAGCCGAGGGCGCUGCACCGGCAGCGGCGGCUGUCGUGCUAUUCCGGGGCCUACGUGUGAGGAUGGGCAUCCACACAGGAGUGGCGGCUGCGGCAGAGGUGACCGUGAAUGCGAUCAGCGGCCGCACGCAAUACUCUGGCGACUGCAUCACGUGGGCCAAGCACGUGAGCGACACGGUGCACGGCGGCAUGGUGGUGUUUGGUGAGGCCACCCGGUUGCGCCUGGACGUGGACGCCGUGCGGGCGGCGCGGCCCUACCUGCUGUACUCGGGGCUGCACCUGGUUGGGCGAGAGGGCAUCGAGCAUGGGGCUCAGCAGCGGUUGCACCUAUACGUGGCCUACGGCACCGCGUUGCUGCCGCGGGCGUUGGUGGUGCGGCCGCUGAACACCGCCGCCGAGCUCAGGCCUGGCGUGCUGGCGGCGCCUGUAGGGCAUGGCACUGUGGUGCAGGUACGCGUGGUCGGCGCGGAGCGGCUGCUCAGCUGGAAUUACGCCAUCGCCGCCAAGGCCAUGCAGGUGCUGCAAGACCUGGCGAUGCAGCUGCUGUCGGGGCCGGAUGACGGCUCGCAAGACAGGAGCACCGGCGGCUCGGGGCCGGGGGGCUGUAGCAGCUGGGUGAACGGAGCGGCGUAUGUGUUGUCGGGUGGCAUCUCGCUGGCUGCCACAGGCCAGACGUCCGCUGCAGCGGGCCCAGCAGGAGGAGCGCUAGUGGGUGGUGGUGGCGGCGGCAAAGAAGCAGCCGCAGGUGGAGGCGGGUGCACCGGCUGCGGCAACACUGCCGGCGUCCUCACGCUUGUGUUCCCCGAUUCGGACUCUGCGGUGUCCUGGGCAGCGGCGCUGCGUGGGCGGCUGUCGACUCUGGAGUGGCCCCCCGAGCUGCUGGGGCACGAGCUGUGCGAGGAGGUCUGGGCGCCGGCUCCCAGCGGCGCGGGCUUUGGCGACGGCUACCGCUUCGUCCCGCGGCAGCCGCUGCGCCACGCAAUGACCGCAAACCUGCCGCUGACUGGGGGUGGUGCAGGCGGCGGGGGCACGGCUGCGGCCGGCAGCACGGGCGGCGGCGGCGCGCCCGCGCCGCGCGGGUCCAACAACGGUAGCAGCAAUCCACUCAUGCGGCUGUCGUCGGCGUUCCGAACCCGCUUAGCUGGCGCGCCGCCCAGUCCAGUAGUGCACGGCGGCUCGCGGCCGCGCUUUGGGAGUGCGAUGUCCGGCCCCGGACGCCCUGGUGGCGGCGGCGCGGCGCCGGGUUCUCCUCGCGGCGUGGUGCCUCCGCGCACAAGCGAUGUUGCAGGUGCGGCCGCGAGCGGGCAGGCCAGGUCGGGGCCUGCCGGGGCCGCGCAGGACAGGCGUGUGUUGGGGCACUGCCUGGAGGAGGUUCUGCAUGAGGGUGAGGAGCCGCCGCAGCAGCGGCAGCAGCUGCAGCUGCGCUGCCAGCAGCAAUCGAGCGCAAAAGGACCAGCGCUGGGGCAGGUCCGUUCUCCGCCUGAGCCGUUGUCGGACCUGGCAGCAAAAGUGCGUGCGGCGAUAGCUGCCAGCCGGGGAAGUCGGGGCGAGGGCCAGGGCGGCGGUGCGUGCGCGACUGUAUCCAUUGAGUUGCAAGCGCCGCCGGCGCCCGAGACUCCUGCGCCGUCCCGCCAGCUAGGCGCUGGUGCCAGCAGCGGCUCGGGCCCGCGCCGCGGCGACAUCAUGCAUUGGCGGGGCGGCGCGGAAAAGCAAGGUGCAGCCGUGGCGGCAGCAGGAGCUCUGCCUAGGGGCAGCCGAGGCAGCCCCGCCGCCGUUGCUUCAGCAGGAGCGGCAGGCUCCGGGGCUGCGGCAAGGAGGAACGCUGGCGACUCGCUUGACGAGCAGGCAGCGCGGCAGACACUUGCGGGCCCCAGCUCGCAGAGCUGGGGCCCUGUGAGUGUGCUGGAUGCUGCCGCUCUGCCGGUACUGCCGGCGCCCUCGCAUGGGCACCAGCCACCUUGGCCAGGCGUGGCUGCAGCAGCUGCGGCAGCUCCUCUGGCUGUCGCGUCGGCAUCCGCGGCGGGGCGCCUUGCAGAGGGAAGAGCCUUCACGAGCGGAGAGGGCUCUGCUUCGGCGCCGGCUAGCCGGAGCACCGCUAGCGUCAGCAGCAGUCAACUGUCGUUGGCCGAGGCGGCUGUCAAGACACCCCCCACCGCUGGGGCCUUGCCCAGCCAGGAGGUGCCCGCCCUCACUUCAUCCAACGAGAUCGAGGUGCACACCUCGCCGGUCGGCUGGGCGUCGGCGCAGCCUCAGCCCCAGCGCAGCAGCACACACAGCGGGCCCAGCACAGCGGGCAUCUGGGCAAGCAGCGCUGGUCCCGGUGGGCAGCACCCCACAGCACCCAGCGCCUUCGCUAAGCUGGCGGUGCCUGCGGCGGCAGCCAGUCCAGGUGGCGGGGGUCCUUCAUUACAGCCCGCCGUGUCAACGCCGGCCGCCGUUGUUAAGCCGCCGCCCCCGCCCGCCGUAGGCAAGGCCCCAGCGUUGGUCGGCCCUGGGACGGGCUCUGUGCCGGUUGUUGCCGCUGCGGGUGUUGCGCGAGGUGCCCUGCUUGGGACUGCAGCUGCCGUCGCGGCAAUGCCAGCUACCGAGACGCCUGAGCAGUUGGCGGCGGCUGCCGCUGCUGCGGAUGCCGGGGACGGAGGGUCUGUGGGCGCAGGGUCCGGGGAAGACCUGGUGCCCCUUCGCCUGCUGUACCGCGGACUGCGGAUGCGUGCGGCUGUGUCGUGCGGUCCGCUCAAGGGCGGUAUGGUGGCGGGUGACGUCAGCGGCCACGUGUCAUACCGCGGCAAGGCCUUCGCACAGCUGGCCAAGCUUAUGGCUAAGGCCAAGACAGGCCAGAUUGUGGCCACGGCAGACCUGGCGCGGACGCUGCCGCCGUCCCUGUCUGAGGAACUAACGCUGAUUGACAAACUAUGAGUUCGGAGGUCAACGGAAUUAGUGUUCCAAUCGUGCUGAAAGCGUGAAACCCUAUGGAAACCCCGUAAGGUGUGAGCAGGAAAAGUCGCACUUCACAACAAAUGCUCAGUAUUAUGCUACCGUAUGAGUACAUGCGAAUUUGGAUGUCUUUAACACCCUGGAUUUUGCGACCCCGCCGUUGCUUUAUCAUUGUGGUGGCUCUAGUAUCCGGUAGCACGGGUGGUGGUUUCGUGUGGCAUUGGUGGCUUCUAAACCGCACUGUGUAUCACCAGAGCUGUGGGGCGAGCGCCUCAAAUGGAUGGUCACCUGCAGAUGGGGCAUUACCCCGAGCCCAUCGGCCCUAAGCGUGUGUAUCCCCGAGUCCUGCACACGGUGCGCUGCCAGCGCAGUAGCGCUCUGUCGGUCAUGUUGGGAGACAGUUGCCACCGACCCGUUGUCCUGCUGUUGGGGUUUACUAUCAUAUUGUUGGCUUAUCUGCGAUCUCGCAGUGCGCGUGCUUAUGUGGUACUACCUAGUACCUGGUGUGCUACCAACACAGUGAACAGCUGUGAGCUUUCGAUCUGCAGCGAUAGCAUAAACUUGGUCCAGUUUCAAAACCUGUUGACGGCAUUGACCGCGGCUGCUGCUGGUUAACGGAAGGCUGGGGCCCGUGCUUGUUUGUUUUACGUUGCAAUAACCGAUGUGCUUGUGCGCUGCUGUUGCCGUCGGAUAAUCCGAGCCUGAGCUCUACAGUUAAUAAGUUGCCGUGGCAGGGUCGGGGGCAUACACAAGGCUGUGCAAGCAAGCGUGCAUGCGGCUUCUGAACAGGUUUUUUCCGGGGGGGGAUAAGGCUAGGAGUUUGAGGAACGUGUUGAUAAGGCGUGCUCUCGGUACCUAUGCGUUGGCUUGCCCCUGGCAUUCCCUCCGAAAGUGGGAGUGGUGGGUGGGUGGGUAGGCGCACUCCAGGCUGUGUCGCUAGUGGCUGUAGUGCG
Messenger RNA from Chlamydomonas reinhardtii, 8110 nucleotides. RefSeq lists its product as uncharacterized. The record is from RefSeq and is a predicted model, not a curated record. The coding region runs from base 498 to 7139 and encodes 2213 amino acids. Gene Ontology annotation, biological process: intracellular signal transduction; cyclic nucleotide biosynthetic process. NCBI's taxonomy places the organism in Eukaryota, Viridiplantae, Chlorophyta, Chlorophyceae, Chlamydomonadales, Chlamydomonadaceae. The transcript has 28 exons.